Molecule: messenger RNA, 1890 nt
Organism: Quercus robur (English oak)
Lineage: Eukaryota; Viridiplantae; Streptophyta; Magnoliopsida; Fagales; Fagaceae
Product: protein LIGHT-DEPENDENT SHORT HYPOCOTYLS 4-like
Exons: 1
Coding region: 764-1417 (217 amino acids)
Biological process (GO): response to light stimulus; mRNA transcription
Cellular component (GO): nucleus
Source: RefSeq, a predicted model, not a curated record
AAUCUGCCCAAAUUUCUCAAAAUUGUUUUCGGAAAACAAAGUUUGCUAAAGCCACCCAAUAUCAUAAGCCUUUCAAGGUUUCUAGGAUUGAUCAAAGAAAAGAUUCAAAGAACCUCAAAGCAAACAAAAAAUAAUUUGAGAAAUUAAGAAAAUAAAACAUUAAGAUAAUCAGAGUGUAGCCCUACUUCUUUUUUCCCCUUCCUAUAUAUCAUCCCCAUCAUCAUCAUCUUCUUCCCCCUACUCCCAAAUCCUCCUUAUUUUCUCUCUCUCUCUCUCUCUCUCUCUCUCUCUGUUUAUAACUCUUAUUUUCGGUCUUUCGGUCUCUCUUUUUCCCUCUCCCAUGACAUGAUUGAAAUCCAGAAACAGUCCAGCUGAAAUAUACUUGGUGUAUGUUGGUGAUCAAAAAAGACUCUUUUUUUUUUUUAUGUUCCAUUAAUUUCUUCAUGAACAGUCACCAGUACCAAAACUAGUUUCAAUUUGUCUCUUCAUCACAUCACUCACACCCCAGAUCUAUCUUAGAUCUAAACUUCAUCAUCUCCUUUAGUCUUUCCCUUUUUAGUUCUUUCCUAACUUCUAAGCACUUGUCUCUCAGUCUAACCUUCAUCCACAAAACCUAGCUACCUAAAAAAAAAAAAAAAAAAACAGAAAACCCCUUUGACCCAAAAAACUAGAAAGAAGAGACCCAAAUCUCAGUAGCUAGCUAGCUACCACUUCCAAGAUCCAAGAAAACGAACUAAAACCCACUAAAAUUCCUCCAUACCCUAUGGAUUCACUUCACGAAUUUGACACCUCAAACGGAGAUAGCGCAAGCAUCAACUUCAGCACCAAUACCAUCACAACUACUCACCACCACCAUCACCAAAACAUAAACACAAGCAUGAACAUCUCACCAUUAACAAACGUAGGUGGAGGAAUGGCAUCAUCCUCAUCUCCACCAGCAUCUUCAUCUCCUGCUACUUUAAGCCGCUAUGAGAACCAGAAGCGCCGUGACUGGAACACUUUCGGACAGUACCUGCGGAACCACCGUCCACCACUGUCACUCUCACGCUGUAGCGGAGCUCAUGUGCUUGAAUUCCUGAGGUACUUAGACCAGUUCGGGAAGACCAAAGUCCACACUCAGCUGUGUCCCUUCUUUGGACAUCCAAACCCACCAGCUCCAUGUCCAUGUCCACUCCGUCAAGCUUGGGGAUCACUCGAUGCCCUCAUCGGCCGACUUCGUGCGGCUUUCGAAGAACACGGAGGGAAGCCAGAAGCGAACCCUUUUGGAGCUCGAGCAGUGAGGCUGUAUCUACGUGAGGUUCGUGAUUCACAGGCUAAAGCAAGAGGGAUUAGCUACGAGAAGAAGAAGCGGAAGCGCCCACCUCAGCACCCACCUAAUAAUGCAGUGCCACCGCCUCCAAAUGCGAGUUCUCACUAGUCUCAGUAAGAUCAAAAUCAUUUCAUCAUCAUCAUCAUCAUCUAAAAGCUCUCACUGCAUGAGAACUCACCAUGUUGCUUAAUUGCCUGGGAAACUAAGAAAUAGGAAAUGAGAACUCUCUCUUUCUUAUUAUCUCCUAGUACUCUAUCGUAAUGUUCCACCACUUUGCAUUAGUUUUUUUUUUUUUCAAUAAGUAUUUUUACUUUCUUUUUUCUCUUACUACUAGUAUUAUUGCAUCCUUAUGUAGUAAGAGUUUCUUUAUGUUGCUGUUGCUUUUUUUUUCAGAAACUAUGCUUAAAAUUAGUGGGUAUGAACUAUUGGGUACUCUUUUUAUUCUAGUAGUAAUAGUCGUGGUGUUAAGUAUGUACUAGUAGUUGUAACUGUGACUUAACAUCCAAUUUGUCAUAGAUAUGUGUACAUGAAAGAAAGCUAGUCUAUGACAAGUAAUAGAUUUGCAGAUCAUGUUGAAUGUC